GCCACACUGCGACGGACGUACGCGUCCCGGCGAAUCGAAAAAACAUCGCAACUACAACAAAAGUAAAAUAAAACUCUAAUAUGCCUCCACUAAAGUACACUUUCGAGGUUUGUGAAUGAAAAACUUUUAUGUCGUUUUUAAACUAUACGAGCUAUGGAACUUUUUAUCGUAAUACCAUUAUGAUAAGAUAAGUUUUUCAUCGGUGGUGGAUAACAGAGUGACCCUCGCAGGAGUCAGCCCAAUUUAAAGUUAUCAGUAAACGGCCAAACAAGAUAAUGCAGUCAAAAUGGAGAUGAAAAAAACAGAAAAAGCCGGCAGCUUAUCGCCAGUUAAGCCGGCACUAAAGAAGGAAGACGACGGUAAAAAUUCCAGGUCGAGCAGCAGAUCAGAAAAGGAAUUGAAACUACCUCCUGAGAAAUCGCCUAGUGAUGAUGCACCAAGAAGAGAGAGACGCUUGUCUAGAGCGAGCGAGAGUUCCAAAGAAACAUUAGAAAGACAAGAUUCAAAAUCGGGUUCUCUUACGAGUCCGAAGGUCUCCCGCAAGUACUUCACAAACUGGCGUCAGGCAUGCGACAAGACAAAAGACAAGACCAAGGAACUCUUGAAGCGUUGGCGGACGCUGCCUGAAGCUGAGGGAAUAUCUCCCGAAGAACACAUGCAGCCAGCUACUAAAAGCGAAGUAGAUAACCGCAGAGGCUGGAGUGUGCACGUUUGGACAACAUGGGUGAAUCGAUGCAGCGAAGAUCUAGAGUGCCUGGAUUUGGAAGACGAACAGCCUCUGGCCACACUCAGCAACGUACAGACGGACAAGAUGACCCUCUUCUUUACAGAGCUACUGGACCACGACAGAGAUGACGUGAUUUGCGAUCAGGACUUCGAUCAGUUCUUCGAGAAGCUGGCCCAUUUCGCAGAUUGGUCGAACAACUCUUCCGAGUUCCACAUACUUCUGGAGGUGAAAAGAGAAUUUAUCGAACAUUUCAUCAACCCUCUGCCUUCGAAAUGGGGCGACCUGCCUUUCUACAAAAGAGUAUGCGGACCCGAAGCUAGCGGGAUUAACAUCCCAGGGCGGACCACGUUAGAGGGCUGGCUGGCACGCUGGGCGCUCUAUCUGAGCAGAAUGAAGAGAUUUACCGACCUACCUUUAUAUCUACAAUAUUUAUGCAAGAUACUGUUCCACGUUGUCGACAGGGAGGGCACAGGAUCGAUCACUAAGCCCGCAUUAGCAGCUUUUUAUCGGUCUGUCAUAGGAUUGACGGCGACAAGGGUUGACGAAAUCAUAGACACGGCCUACGAUCGUAUGACUAGCAACGGAUAUUUAAUCUUAGACUACGGUACAUUCGUCCACUGCUUUACUAAUUGGCUGAUGGGGAAAAACCCCAACGGUCCGGGCCAAUGGGUGUUGGUGCCUCCUAAAGAUUCUCUCCCACAGCCGCCUUUCCCAGUAGACUACAGCGCCCUGAACACAGAACCAGCUAAACUAGAGCCCUACGCGCCAGACAAGAAGACCAAUAGACAUUCAGUCAUAGUUUAAGAUAAACUUGUAGUCUGCAUUAUUGUAAUGAUUUGAAAACCCAAAAAAAACUCCGUGCGACAUCAUAGCCUCGCAUGAGUCUUAACAGUUUUAAGAAACUCACAUGCCUUUUUCGAUUUUCUGAACACAAUACGUGGAUAAAAAUAUUCAUAAAAAGAAAAUGUGUUCAUAUUUUAUUAUCAUCGGUGGGUGUUUCGUUAACUGCUGACGAAAUUUCAAUUGAUUUGAAUGUAUAACAAAAUAAUUAUGUCAAUUUAAGUCAAUUUAUAUAUACGAUCGUUCUAAAAUGCAUUAGAUUAAUAAUACUCUGAAUAGAUAUCGACGGGAGGUUUUCCUAAAAUUAAAUAGUUCAUCUUUUUUUUUUUCAUCAAAUUUCACACCAAUUUUCAACUUUCUAUCUAUAUAAAUAUUAAUAUGAGUUGUGAAUUUUUGAAAUAGUUUAAGGCUCUUGUGUAAAGAUGGGUUUUUCAAGUUACGACAAUUCGGUUUUCUUCCGUCGAUAUUACUAUACGUGAACAGUAAAUGUCAAUCAUAGUUCGUUCAUAUUCACUCCGUGUUCUAUUGGGUGAGAAUACUUGCAACUUAUUUUGUUGUUUCAUCUUCUUGGAUCUUCGCGAGUUGUAGACAUAAUUAAAAUUACUUUUAUAGUUUGAUCUCGAUUUUUUCAUUGUUAAAUUAUAUUCUUUUCUACGUUUCAAAUGCCGUAUGGUGUAUGCGAACACUGACGACUAAGGUGGUCAUCGGAAAUAAUUUGAUGAACAAUUAAAAACGCCAAAUCGUAAAAAAAGUUUUAAAUUAGUCGCUCUAUUAAAUAAAUAAAUAAAACUGAUCCCUAAUCAAGAAAACCAUCUUACAGUCCUACCCCUAGAUUAGAUUAGUAGUCAUCGGUCCACAAUCAGAUGUAAAAUACAAAUAGGUUCUUUUCCUUUCUUUUACAUUUUUAGCGCCAAUUAACAGCGUAAUAGCGCGCCUGCUUGUGAUUCGCAAUGUUCCGAUAAAUAAUUUUCUAUUCACUAAGAUUCUCUGUUAAGUCAUACGUUUAGAUUAUUUAAAUGUGAGUAAUAUCUACGAACUUAGUUAAUUUCCGGUAAUUUUAACUGAAACUAUGUCAUCGAUUCCAACUCCUGCAGUUUGCCACGAUACUUACUACCAAUGCCAUUUAGAUGUAAGGUGUUUCGUGAUUGCCUUAAAUAUUUGAAAAUUAAGUAAAUUCGCUUUGAUAUGUAAGGAAACGCUUUAAUAUCUUAGUUAUACUAUGCAUUUCGACCAAACCUAUCGUCUUAUACUUAGAUUAAGUCGAUGUAAAUAAUAGAUAUAAACGCACGGUAGCAAAAUGCUAUAAUUAAAGCAUUUUAACCUUUCACGGUAUAGCCUUAUUUUGUACCCUAGUACCUUUAAAAUAAGAUCGGUAUUAUAAUAAGUACACGAGAAUAAAA
Bombyx mandarina (wild silkworm) is the source of this 2967-nucleotide messenger RNA. RefSeq lists its product as uncharacterized. Lineage: Eukaryota; Metazoa; Arthropoda; Insecta; Lepidoptera; Bombycidae. The record is from RefSeq and is a predicted model, not a curated record.